Lachancea nothofagi CBS 11611 is the source of this 2136-nucleotide messenger RNA. The record is from the annotation of a GenBank genome assembly. Lineage: Eukaryota; Fungi; Ascomycota; Saccharomycetes; Saccharomycetales; Saccharomycetaceae.
AUGAGACGACUUCAGCUAUUUGGCAGAGGCAGAGAUGAAGGGUACACUUCCAUUGAUUCAAAUCUGCAAAAGCCGAAAAUUAGAUCAUUUCACGACAAGAAGGCUCUAGAUGACAAUUCCCAGCUGCUUUCGCUACCCUCGAAGGUUCUCGAUCAAAUUCUGGAACUUUUGGACAUUCCGACUCUUCUAUCGCUAUGCCUCGUCAAUUCAAGAUUUUACGACAUCAUAAGUAACAAAUUUCUGUACCAGAAUGUUGUCUUAAAGGAUAAGCUGGCUUUGCUCAAGUUUGCAGCUCUGAUUCACUGCGAGUCUCAUACCACAGAGGCAUUGACGAAGUCCAGGGCCGGCGUGUCAUCUCAAAAUUUACGGUUUUUGGUACGGUCUGUGGAAUUCAUGAAUCCUAUAUACCAGGACUCGAUUCUCAAAUACGGCAAAUAUUGUGGGAAGGAUCAGGUAUCGACAAUCGGUGGGUCUUACCGUCUGGCGACUGAUGACGUGCGCCAGGGAAUGCAAAGUAUGGCACGAGAAAAGUCUCCGGAACUUAGCUCGCGGUCUCCCUCGAUGGAAAGAGGCCGGUCUUUAGAUAACAAACAUCUGAGAGGCACUCAAAUUUCAUCUUCUCUUGGCAGACAAACCCAAUCGCCACUCCGAGCGUUUUUUGAUAUCUCGUCAACGUCACGAUCAAAAAUGAUGGCCAAAUACGAAAGUCACACUUACAUCGAGCUCAUGCUAGAUAUCAUUGACUUCUGCCCCAAUCUUACGCACAUUAUCUUGAGUGAUAUUCAACAAGGUUUCAAAAUACCACUUUGGUACUCGAUAUUAAACGACAAAUCCAGAGAUUUUUACAAUAGAAUUAUAAAAGGCCAGCAAUCUUUGAACAGAGCCGAUAUGAUGUCCUUCGAGUUAUCCGCCGAAUGGCUAUCGAGUUAUGCAGAAAAGUAUCAUAGCUUGCCCAGAUUCAAGAAAUUAGAGCUUCGAGCAGCGAAAGACAAACUGCCUGUACGACUGCGUUCGAACAUGUUAAGCUGCUUCGGUAUAUUCGAAGAGCUCAUAUUACAAAACAUGGCUAUUGACGCCGAGUCACUGGACACCCCUCUGGAAUACAUGCCACUUUAUAUGAAAGUUAGCGAAGGCGGAUUUUUAGACCUCCAUUUGCCAGUUACUUCUCUUUCGUUGGAUACAUGCGAGAUCGUCCCGGGAAAUGGGCUCAUGAAGUUGAUGUGCUCAUAUUUCAACAGAGUCAAGACUUUAAAAUUGCUAAACAUCGGAAGCAAAUAUGAUCUCAUUUUAACCAACUGUUUCCCCAGUCUCAGACAUCUAAUUAUUGACUGCAACAGUAAGUGCUUCAAUAAUGAGCGAAUAGUCAAUAGUGCUUACUACCACGACGAAACACCACAAGACUAUCCCGAUGAUGUUUCUGUGGGUGAUACUUUGGUAGACAGCCCUACCGUACAAGAAUUGGUUGUUCCCCCAGCAACGGCGCCAAUUAUCCUUGCCAUGAAUGGGGGGUACAUCAAGCGAGCUAAUGACAGCAAUGGCAAGAAGCCUGGAAUGAUUCUGGACGCUCAAGAACAGUACUUUAAGACUAUGAGAAUUCCUCCUUUUCAUUAUUUCUUUCACUACUUUAAGAGCCUAUGGGAUCGGCUCCCAACCAAGAAUAUCAAAAUCUCAAUUGUUAAUAUUCCUUUCACAAAUGUAUACCCACUGCAGCCCGACAUAUUUUGGCGACAGAUCGAACUCUAUACCGAUGACGACCUUCAAACUUUAUGCGGUAUUCCGCAUGCCGAAGAGCUUGAUGAGAAUGAACACUAUUGGGACCCAGCUGUUUCGCAGUGCUUCAAAGAUGUAAUGCUGGACACUGAUGCUGAGCCUAAUUAUUCAGAUCACCAACUUUGGAAUAGUUAUCAAAACUCGCGUAUUUUUAGGGACAUCCCUAACGUUAAUUUGUGGCUUUUCUUGAAAUCGCUGUCUAAAUUUAAAUCUGUCGAGAUACAAAUGCUAAGAAAGUGGUUAUUGUGUACCCCACGGUCGAGAUAUGAUUGGGAAAUUUUGUUAAAACCCAUACUAAAUGGUAGAAUUCCAGUAACAGUAAGAGACAACGACGGAUUUAUCUUAUACAAAUAUGGUUCUGGCUAA